CAGACAUCGUUAUUUUCUAUUCUCCAAAACCUUCUAUAAUUAAUAAUUUCCUCUUAUCAUAUUAUUCCAAGAAACAGUUUGUGCAAGUCAGCCAUUUUGCCUUGGAAGGCCCCUCUGGAGUAGCAGCAGAAACCAUGUCAAUAGCUAGGUCUCGGGAAACCAUUGCUCAAUGUGUUUCUGAUGCACAAUCAGACUCUAUUGAGGUUCAACAGAAAGCUCUGCACACCCUAGCUUCCAUGACCAAGGUCAGUCCUCACAACAGGAGCUUGGUUGCACAGACAGAUGGCGCCAUAUCUGCCUUUCUCAUGCUCACCGAAUCUUCAUCUCCCAUCAUUGAAACUCUUGCGCUAGCCAUCCUCUUCAACCUCUCUCUAAAUCCUGAUCUAAAGCAGUCUCUUGCUGACAUGGAUACUAUUAAUCUCCUCAAUUCAGUAAUCGUCUCCUCAAGAUCGCUACAAUCAAGCAGGUUGGCUUCCUCUUUAGUCUGCAGUUUGGCAAUGCUGGACAAGAACAAGGCUAAAUUUGGGGUUGCAGGUACUAUCCAGAUUCUGGUCGAUGCUGUUUCAGGACCUCGAGGUCCUGCUACUCACCAUCUCCUCAGUUCAUUAGCUGAACUCGUACAGUUUCACGGGAAUUGCACAGUAGCCGUCCGUUCGGGAGCUGUGGAGGUACUUAUCAGGAUAGUGGAGAGCACCGGCGGCGAAGAUCUAGCAGGAACAUCGCUUGCUAUUUUGGGACUCCUAGCAAGGUUCGAAGAGGGGCUGAAUGCCUUAAUAAGAAGCGACCAUAUCGUGAGUUGCAUGGCGGAUGUGUUAAAAGGAAGGUGCAUGCUGGGCAAAGAAGGGGCAGCUGAGAUACUGGUUCGUCUAUUCGAUGAAAGCGAGGAUUGUGUUAGAGAUGCUUUGGAGCUGCCAGAAUUCUCAACUGUUCUUGCUGAUAUUUCAGUUAGAGGAUCAUCAAGGGCUAGAGAGAAAGCUGCGCAGCUCAUGAAGAAGAUGACAGAGGCUAGCUUGGAUCCUUAUUUUGAUACAAAUUCUAUGUUUAUACAAUGGUACUAGAGCAUAUUACCUUUCUUAGCUUUCAGUUAUUGUUUAUUUACAUUGCCAAAACUAAGAGAUGG
Ricinus communis (castor bean) is the source of this 1120-nucleotide messenger RNA. RefSeq lists its product as uncharacterized. Gene Ontology annotation, cellular component: cytoplasm; nucleus. Lineage: Eukaryota; Viridiplantae; Streptophyta; Magnoliopsida; Malpighiales; Euphorbiaceae. The transcript has a single exon. The coding region runs from base 135 to 1058 and encodes 307 amino acids. The record is from RefSeq and is a predicted model, not a curated record.